Molecule: messenger RNA, 4954 nt
Organism: Hippoglossus stenolepis (Pacific halibut)
Lineage: Eukaryota; Metazoa; Chordata; Actinopteri; Pleuronectiformes; Pleuronectidae
Exons: 2
Coding region: 173-4954 (1593 amino acids)
Source: RefSeq, a predicted model, not a curated record
UGUAGUUGAUAGAGGUUGCGUGUGAGGCCCACACAGGAAGUUUCCAGACCUAGCUGCAGAAUAGAAACACCCCCGUGUAUGAAACAUUGAGCUGAAGCUGAUGACUUGACAUUAGAAAGCGGCUCAUGCGAGAUGACAGAGGUGUCCGACUUGGGAGGGAAGAUUAGAGAUCAUGUCUGCUCAAAGAACAAAGCAAAGCCUUGAUUCACAUCACUUGGUAGUUAACCAAAGUGAAACACCCAAGGCAGCCGAGUUCCAUGUAACAGGCGAUACUAAUGUACCACAACGAGAAGGAGAUACGGGACCAUUAAGUGUAUCGUCUAGUUCUCACAAUUCACAAUCUGAAACCCAGCCUCUUACUUCAGCAAACAGAAGAAAGCUGGGGUCCAAAAGAAGAAAUAAACAGCAACAUGUCAAGGACUCAGCAACUGAGAAACACCACAAACCUAGACAGGAACUUGAGGGAAACACCAAGGGUAAUGAAGCCCUCGAAACAACACAACCUGAGAGGCAGGAAGAGUUAAAUAAUCAAGGUAGCAAGCAUGAUUCAUCUGUAGCACGUGACAGCUCUUUAUGCUUUACCUCUGGUUAUUCUUGUGAAGUUCAGGACCCUUCAACACAAAAUCCAGAGGACAUCCCAGAAAUUCCGAUUCUUAAAAGUGGAAAUAAACACGUCGAUAAAGAUGAAAAACCAUCUUAUUCUUAUGGCUUAGUGGAAACCAUGCUGGAAGUGACUGGUGCAGCGGCCAUUCUUCAGAGUGAGGAAAUCAAAGAAAAUAUUGCUAGCAGCUCUGACUUGAUUCGCUCUCUCAGUGUGACAGAAAAUGAAAAGAGAAAAGAGGAAGUUUCCGACCUGUUAAGGCAAGAUGGGAAUGUGGAGGGCAACUAUUUGAAGGGUGAGUCACAUGUAGAAUCUGUAGACACAAGGUUUUCUACGACACCAGAGGUAACCACCGACAAAAACAACCCCAAACAAAAUACUGAACUUGCAGAUAUUCAAAAUGAGAACUUCUCCCUUCAUUUGGACUCCCAGCUUCAGGAUUGCUCUGUCAUUACAAAGGAGAGUACUGACACCAAUUUGAACACAUCAGUGAACAGAAGAAAACUGGGGUCUACUCGUAGAAAUAAAAGGCGACAGCAUGUAAAGGAUCCUGUCGCUGAAUCUGAAGAGGAACCUGUCGGUUUUGACGAUUUUGAAACAGCAAUAGUUUCAUCACUGACAGAGACAGAUGUGCAUGUGAAAUCUGUGGAAACCAUGCUGGAAGGAAUAAACAGAUCUCCCACUGAUGAAAUUGAAAGAAAAGAAACUGCACAUGUUGGCAUCUCUGAGUUAAAUAGUUUAAAUUUCCUUCCAACUUCCAGUGAACCACUGAUUAACCAAUCAAAUGUCAGGGAGAUGCCACAUGAGCUUGCCAGUGUGUACUCUGAAACAAAUGCAGAAGGUAAAGAAAGAGAUGAGGACACCGACUUGUCAAAGCCGUGGGGGAGUUUUCACGCCAGUGACUUGAUGAAUGAGUCACGUGUGAAAUCAGACUACUUCGAGUGUCCUAUGAAACUAGAGACACCCACAGAAGAAGACCAUGGAGAACACACAGAACCUGAGCGCUGUGUUGAGUUAGCAAAAGAUUCAUCACCAAAUGAGGAGUUGUCUACAAAUGAGGAACAGAAUGAGCAUUUCAGCUUAUCUGAAGUCAGAGGAGCUCAGAACUUGAAUGAAGAGGAGGUUAAACCUGCAGGAAUACAUCUGAUGGAUCAUUCUUUCGAUAGUGCGAAUUCUGAAAUCCGUUUUGCAAACCUGACAGACCAAGCUGAAGUCAGUGACUCAUCCCGAUCUGAGUCGAGUGUGAAGGGGGUGGAAGAUUCUGCUACUGAGCAGGAAGUCUCAAAACCUGAUUAUAAACAGGACGAGUGUCCUGAAAUGCAAAGCAAUGUGGAGGCUUUCAAACAGAUAAAUGAAGAUGAUCAAGUAUAUGAUCCAAAGAAACCAGAGACCAGUGACAUUGAGAGACUGGACACUGCAGUAGUUCAGGUAUAUGAAAAUGAAGGCCAAUUAGAGGAUGAUAUAAAACCCAGCGUGGAACAAACAAGUCACCAGGAGAAAGAAAGACUCCCCACUGACGUGACUGAGAUCAAAUCUCCUCUAGAGACCGUGGAAUCAGAAACACGUGCUCCUUUUGACGCACAACCUCAGGACACUUCAGUAAUAAUAGAUGAUCAAAACAACACUGACUUUAACCCCAUUAGCAACAGAAGAAAACUGGGUUCUAGUCGUAGAAAUAAAAGACAAAAGAUUGUGGAGAACCCUGGUGUUGUAUCAGAGAUGUCAUUAAUGCUAGAUACAGAAAUCCAGGAAAUAUCAAUGCAAAUGAUCCAGGAAGGAAGGGACAAAGUGGAGCCAUCUGAGACUGAAGACGUUUGUGAUGACAAUCAAGAAAAUGCACAUAGUAGCAACUCUGGAUUAACUAGUAUUAGUGUACAUUCAAGUCCUCCAGUUGAGCAACAGGUAACUGAACAACCAAAUUCCCCUGCCAGUGCUUACUCUGCUGUAACAGAUACAGAAAAUAAACAGGACACGGACCUCUUAAUGCGGUGGGGAUUUUUACAGGCUGACAACUGGCUGAAUGAGAAAGAGAGUGAAGAGUCCUCUAGCAAAUCAGACAUAACCACAGAGAAAAGUAACUACAGAGAACAUACAGAGCCUAAAUAUGGAGUUGAGCAAGUGGCAGUUUCAUCACCAAAAGAGGAGAUGUCUACAAUGGAGGGUCAAAAUGAACAUUUGAGCUCAUCUGAGGUCAGAGCUGCGCAGCACUCGGAGGAUGUUGUGGAGGAAGUGCAUGAUGAGGAAGUAAAGCCAAUACACAUGCCAACAAUGCAUCAAACCGAUGACUUCUCAGUUGAGGAAAGAAACCCCUGUUUACAAACUCUGGAAUCAGAAACAAAGUCGCCUUUUGAUUCGCAACCUGUGGACAAUUCUGUGAGCAUCAAAGAGGAAACUCACUCUGGCUUCAAACUCACAGGGAACAGAAGAAAACUGGGGUCAAGCCGAAGACUUAAAGGACGACAGCACGGCCCAGAGAUCACUGAACCGGCAGAGGAAGUUGUAGAAAAUACCUGCAGUGAUGAAGAAAAGACUGAAAAAGAAAAAAUGCCAACAGGAACAAUAAGUCAGGAAGAAUUGAAAGAGCAAACCAGCCCAGAUUUCAAUCUCACUAAGAAAAUUACAUCAGCUGUGGAGGAGCAGGAGAACACAGAAGAAAUACCAGAUGAAGAUACAACUCUGUCACUGAAUAUGAUGGACAACAGCACAACAGUGACAACAGACUUUCUCAAUUCUACUGAAGAAGUCCAAGAGGCAGAGAAGAAAUUCAUAAAAGAGCCAGAAGAUUUAACUCCACUUCCAGUUCAUGAUGUAGUUCAAAUGGACUUGAUACAAGCUGUGGAAGCCUCAGUUUGGAAUGAUAAUUCAGACUCACAAAAUAUCUCAAAUCAUGAUGACAACGUCAGGACCAAAUCUGUCCCAUCUGACGUACUCGACCAAGAAGAAACCUCUCACAUCCAAAACACAGAAUCUUCACCCUGUGACACAGACUCAGUGGGACAAGAAAUUUGUGUCCAACAGACAACUAACGUGAAUGAAUCUGAGGGAGAUGUCGUGUUAAACGAAGCAACAAGUUUAAUGGGUGCACAAGGGUCUGAAGAGGUUGACUUGGAAGAAGAACGCAAAGAUCCUGCCAAUAAAGACCAUUUGGCAGAAGACACAAACACUUCAGUUGAAGUCACACCCGAUGAACCUUUUUCUGUUGCACAAAAUGAACCUGAAACAUUUGAAAUUGGUCAUGAGGAAAACACAAGAGCAAAGCCAGCUGAGAAAGUUGGGAUUUCUCCAGCAGCAGAUACAUCUAACAGCCGAGGAGAAACGGACAGCAAAGAUAAAACAGAUCAAAGAAACUUGGAUGUGGAUUUAGAUGUAGAUGUGAGAAAUCUUGACAGGAUGGAGGUGGUGGAGGAGUUAUCGUCAAUAGUCACAAAAGAGGAACAUGCACAUGGGUCACUGAGUACUGUGGAUAAAGAAAAGGACAUUAAUGAAACCAGUUCUGUGCACAAUGAUGGACAAAAGCUGCAAAGCAAUACCUCUGACCUGCAGACAAUAGAGAGUAACAUGAUUCCAAACAGAGAGGAUUCAAUGGCUCUUCUUCCUGAUCAGUCAGCCUUCCACAAUGAGGAAGUUGUUAAUCCUGUCACAUUUGUUCAGGGAACUGAUGUAAGGGCUGGUGAGGUAGAUGUAGAUGUUAGUGCGGAGCCAACACAGCAAGAUGAUUUUAGAAGCAAUGAGAUGCAAACAACCUCUGUGGUCAUUGGUAGAAGAAGUCCAUCAAUAAAUCUGUUGCUGCCUCCAAAUACUGAGGACGCUAUCAACACUGACUCUGUUAUUAUAGAAGCUGCACAAAGUGAUAAGCAAAGUCCAGAAGGCCUUAAAGAAGGCCUAAUACAGGACCAACCUUUCAAAUCAGUAGAGGCACCAAGUGUUGUUGUGGCAGAUCAGGAGAUGGUAGAAUCUGUCACACAAGAGCCAAACAACGCUCCUGAAGGAGCUCACAAAACCAACUUUGAGAUGAAGGAUUCAAGUCCACAUGUCAGUCCCAACAGGCGAAGAAAGAUGGGCUCCACCCGCAGAAACCUUGGAUCACGAUCCAAAGUGGAAAACCCACAUCAAGAGCAGACACAUACACAAUCAGAGAGUGUAGAGUCCUCCAGCAAACCAGAGAUAACCACAGAGAAAAGCAACUACAGAGAACAUACAGAGCCUAAAUAUGGAGUUGAGCAAGUGGCAGUUUCAUCACCAAAGGAGGAGACGUCUACAAUGGAGGGUCAAAAUGAACAUUCAAGCUCAUCUGAGGUCAGAGGUCGCAGUACUCGGAGGAUGUUGUGGAGGAAGUGCAUGACGAUGAAGUAA